This is a messenger RNA of Hemicordylus capensis (graceful crag lizard), 2484 nucleotides long. It is a transcript of the gene DEGS1, whose product is annotated as delta 4-desaturase, sphingolipid 1. Gene Ontology annotation, cellular component: membrane. Gene Ontology annotation, biological process: ceramide biosynthetic process. The coding region runs from base 358 to 1449 and encodes 363 amino acids. Lineage: Eukaryota; Metazoa; Chordata; Lepidosauria; Squamata; Cordylidae. The record is from RefSeq and is a predicted model, not a curated record. Gene Ontology annotation, molecular function: sphingolipid delta-4 desaturase activity. The transcript is spliced from 3 exons.
UCCUCCUCCCAAUAACCACCUAAUGGACUUGCCAGCGUGAAUAACCGGACUUCGCUUGACACGUUUCCUCCACUCUGCUCAUCAUCGUCCCUCUAAAUAAAGGGGACGAACGAAGGACAACGUCGACAUCUUUGCGAGCGGAACAAGCUAGAAAAAGCCGCCUCAGGAAGGGGGAAAAGUUCUCCCCACCACCCCGCAAAAAAAGUUAAAUUUUUUUUUAAAAAAAAAAUUUUAAUCCGCCCUUUGCCUCCGAAUUAGCGGAGCAGCGCAUCAGUUUCCGUGACGUCGCGGCCCGCGGUGGCCAAUGAGAGCGGGCUGCUGGGACGUGGCGAGCCGCCUGCUCCUCCUCCCCCCUAGAUGAAGGACAUUCCUCUCAGAGAGGUAGCGAGUUACGGUGGGUGGGGUCCGUGGAGGAGAGCGCGCCGGAGGAGAAGGCAAGCCGGAGUUUGGUCUGGGAAAGGAGCCGCCGCCGCAGUCAUGGGGAACACUGUGGCUCGAGAGGAUUUCGAAUGGGUCUACACGGACCAGCCGCACGCUGAGCGGCGCAAGGAGAUCCUGCGCAAACAUCCAGAGAUAAAAGCCUUGAUGAAACCAGACUACAACCUGAUCUGGGUAGUUAUACUCAUGGUCCUUGCACAGCUACUCGCUCUUUAUCUAGUUAAAGAUUUGGACUGGAAAUGGGUUAUAUUUUGGACAUAUGUGUUUGGCAGCUGUCUUGAUCAUUCCAUGACUCUGGCUAUUCAUGAGAUCUCUCACAAUGCUGCCUUUGGCAACUGUAAAGCUAUGUGGAAUCGGUGGUUUGGAAUGUUUGCUAAUCUUGCACUUGGUGUCCCAUACUCGGUGUCCUUUAAGAGAUACCACAUGGAUCAUCAUCGUUAUCUUGGUGGUAAUGGAAUUGAUGUGGACAUUCCUACUGACUUUGAAGGAUGGUUUUUCUGUACCCGUUUUAGAAAGCUAAUUUGGAUUAUUCUUCAGCCCCUUUUUUAUGCCAUUCGUCCUCUCUGCAUUAAUCCCAAGCCAGUCUCUUUGCUUGAAAUCAUCAACUUGUCAGUUCAGUUCCUCUUCGAUGUUCUUAUAUACUAUCUCUUUGGAGUAAAAUCACUCUUCUAUCUGAUAGCAGGAGCAAUACUUGGGCUGGGCUUGCAUCCUAUUUCAGGACAUUUUAUAGCUGAACACUACAUGUUCUUAAAGGGGCAUGAAACCUAUUCCUACUAUGGGCCGCUUAAUAAGAUUACAUUCAAUGUUGGUUACCACAAUGAACACCAUGACUUUCCUAAUAUUCCUGGAAGAAGCCUUCCACUGGUGAAGAAAAUAGCUUCUGAAUAUUAUGAUGACCUGCCACAGUAUAACUCCUGGAUAAAAGUGCUUUAUGAUUUUGUGAUGGAUGACACGGUUAGUCCUUAUUCACGCAUGAAAAGGCACCUAAAGGGUGAAGUGAUGCAGGAGUGAAUCAUGAGCCAAUUUUUUUACCUUGUCUUAGCUACCAAGAACUUAUAUCCUUGACACUGGUAAAGGUAUCGCGUGAUUAGAGAUGUACCUUGACCUAGUCUGUAGUAUGAAUGUAUUGGUACACUAUAUAAACAAAAUCUCUGAGGAAUUAAAAUAUUGCUGAACUAGAACACUCCUAGUGGCUGUGUUGGAUCUUUUGGUUUAAUUGAAAUGGUGUUUAAAAUAUCAAUGUUCUGUUAAUGCUAGUAUUAAUGUUACAUAAUGUGUUUCGGUAGACAUCCUAUAUGAAUAGUAGUUUGUCCUCAACUUCUAAUUGUAUAGAAGUAUAUAUUUGGCCUGCUGCCCACGACAUUGAUGAUCUUGACUCUAAAUUUUCUAACAAAGCUUUAACUUCUAUACUAACUUGUUAAAACUGCAAAGUGGCUUAAAUCAAACUUUAUAUAUAAACUGAGCAAAUGUCUGGCUUCAAGUCCUCCUAAACUGUGGUAUUGCUUGGCUAAUUUAAGUGCCAAUAUAGCUGAUGAUGAUCUUCCACUACAAUUGCUACUAUAAAAAGUGCUUUACUUUGAGGAAGUAUGCUACUGUUGGUUACUCAAAAAUGUGGACAUCUCAGCUUCUUGGGUAUAAAAGCCCAACACUCUACAGUACCUACUUAAUUUAAAAUAUAAAUUGGCAUCUCUAGCAACAGGCCAAACUUCCAGGAGACAGUUCUGCAUUGUUUUCUUUCAGUUUGCACAUAGAAAUUAUGAAGACCACUAGCAAAUUGCAUAAUCAGAUAGCUGUCCAGCUUGUCUCAGAAGUUUAGGAGCAGCAUACUAGAACCCACUUGGGUUAACAAUCUAUGUUUCCUUGGCUGGGGUUGUUGUUGGAAUAUCAGCUUAAUAAAUGUAAUGGGCAGCAAGGUAAUAAAACUGGUGCAACAUCAAACAUAAGAAUGUAAAGUGUGUACCUCCCCAAAAAGUACAAAUUGCUGUAGCACAACUUAGGUAUUUGAAUAAAGAUGUUUUUUAAAAAAUAAACUUUAUCAAUACUGCA